This is a messenger RNA of Amoebophrya sp. A25, 4040 nucleotides long. The record is from the annotation of a GenBank genome assembly. NCBI's taxonomy places the organism in Eukaryota, Dinophyceae, Syndiniales, Amoebophryaceae.
AAAAAACGACCUGAACGUGCACGUGGACAGAUUCUUAUAUUUGCUAGUUAAGUUUACUCUUGUGUCUAGACUUGCACUCGAGAUCGCAACAGAUGCCCGAACGUGUAAUCGAAUUCGACUGAUAACAUUCUCGCUCCGCGUCGGAUGCUUCGUCCCCCCGGGGAGGCGUUUCAUUCAAAAAAUUCCUCCAUAUUAAUACUGAGCCCUUCCUCGGAAGGAAAGCUUGGCAUUAAAUAGGCCCGUCGACAGUUUCGGAAUACUGACCGGGGAAGCAUUCCAUUCCAAACGUCAAGGUAGUUCUCUGGUAGGUUUCGACUUUUUUAUUUCAUUCCUUUAUGGUACACUAGAUAUAGGGAAGCUUGCUGAUUCAAGGUGCGUGAUCGUUCUCGACCUCGUGAAGAUGCCACUGGCGCAACAGCUGCGAAAGCCGCGCCGUCUAGCCUCGCGCUCUAGAUCGCAGCAUAUGCCUUGCGCGUGUAAUCGGAUUCGACUGAUAAGGGACAGGGAGGCGCUCGACAUAAGGCGUUUCGUCCCCUAGGGAAGGCGUUGCAUUCAUAAAAUUAUCGAAAUUAAUAUCGGGCCCUUUUUUGGCAGUGAAGUCUGGCAUUAAAUAGUCCCGUCGACAGUUUGGGAAUACUGACCUGGGCAACUCACCAUGACCAUAUAGAUUCGUUUACCUAGUAGACUGUUAGCAAUACGCACACGUAGAACAGAAACGUAGGGUAAAACACCUGUGGAACUACAUCCUAGCGACCUGUAGGCUUUCUUGUCAGACGAGAAACUUUCUGUUUUCUCUUCUACCUACAGUAUUUUCCAAGAUGGUGGAGCAUUCGUCUAUUCCCGUCGCAAAUGGUUCUUUAGCUGGUGGCGAUGUGCCUGCUGAGUCUGUGGACGUCUUGGUUUUAGGUUCCGGACCUUGUGGUCUUGGAGCUGCUACACGGUUGAACCAGCUGAAGCACAAUGAUUGGUUGCUCGUUGCUGAUUGCGCAGAGGCUGGGGGACUGGCGAUGACGGAUGUCACCCCAGAAGGCUUCCUCUUUGAUAUGGGAGGCCACGUCAUCUUCUCGCACUGGAACUACUUCGAUCAGCUUCUCGACACCGCAGUUGGCACAGGCCCAAAAAACUGGAAUACCCAUCAUUAUGCUCUAGUUGACACUUUCUCCCGCAUCGUUGGUGCAUGAUUUUUCAGAUCCCAAAAGUGCGACAGCAGGUACGCUCACAGAUACUUCAAGUCUGUGUGCAAGGCAACUUUAUAAUCAACCAAAUCAGAACUAUGAUCCGUCAUAUCUUUUUGACAGCGAGCUAGGUUCAACGGUGUAACUAUCUUGUAGAACUUUUUCGAACUUCGGGCCAGUGCUAGAUUGAAUAUUUUUUUUUCUUCCUUCUUCUUCUUCUUCUAAUCCAUGCGUGUUUCGUAUGUAUGGCUGAAGAAUCGGUGGAUUCCAUAUCCGAUGCAGAAUAACCUCUAUAUGCUGGAUAAUGCGGACAAAAUCGAAUGCAUCAAUGGCGUGCUAGAUGCACAGAAGGUAGGUUAGUGCUAGUGUGUAGGUACAUUGUACACUAUUUUUUCAAGGUGGAAUUUGCAACGAUGUAGCGAAUUUUUGUCUUCACCAAACUGUCUCCUCUUUCUUUGCCGCGGAUUUGUUUUUACCAAACUCCCGUCCUUUUCCUUAGGUAACUGCAGCACCAAAAAACUUUGAUGAGUGGAUUCUGAAAGUUAUGGGAGAUGGUCUGGCGAUGCUUUUCAUGCGGCCGUACAACUUCAAAGUUUGGGCUUAUCCGACCACAGAAAUGAGUUGCAAUUGGUUAGGAGAGCGGGUAGCCACAGUUGAUGCCAAGAAGGUAUUCUUAGGAAGGUUGACAGUCCAAAGGAUCUAUACUAGGCCAUCACGCCACCACAUUUUUCGGCUUCGGGAGAUCUACAACUAUUUCCAGGGACACAAAAAGAAAUUAGGUUUAUUCAUAGAAGGAGCACCACAUUCUCAAUCAACAACACAUUUCUGUAGGUGAUUGCAAACGUUAUUAAGAACGAAGCGGACGCUGGUUGGGGACCGAACGCGCUCUUCCGAUUUCCGACCGAAGGCGGGACUGGUGGCAUUUGGAAAAAAGUAGGAGCCCUUCUACCACCGGAAAAUCAGAGAUAUCGCCACAGAAUAACGAAGAUCGACACAGCACAGAAAUUAGCUCAUUGGUCGAAGCUAGCCGAUGAUGGAGUACUAUUCUUCACCCCACUGACUGGUUUACAGAAGAUGCAUAGUGCGACAAGUUUUGCGUUUGAGUUCCGUUCGUCAUACAUUGAAGUUGCACCUGCACGUUGUUACGAUUCUCCAAGAGUAAUUCUUUUCGAUUUUCAACGAAGACCAUAUUCAUCACGUUUAUGAUAGUCUUCUCCUUAAACUUCUUUGAUUAUCCAUUCAUUGAUAAGGUGACGCAGACGGGAGAGCAAGGUGUGAUAAGGUAUAACCGGAUUUUGAGUACGUUGCCUUUGGAUGAGACGGCGAAGUGGGCAGGCCUUUCGUACCCUGAGGGCAAACGACUGCACUACUCCGCAACACACGUAGUAGGAAUCGGUUUGCGCGGCAUCUCUCCACACGAGUUGAAGUGCUGGCUCUACUUCCCGGAAGAUGACUGCCCGUUUUAUCGAUGCACCGUCUUCUCGUUCUAUGCAAAAGCGAAUUGUCCAGACGAGAGCGUGAAGCUACGAACGCUGCAGCUCUGUGACGGUACACAAUAUUCGGAAGCAGAAAAGUCGCCUGAAGCUGGUCCCUACUGGUCACUCAUGUUCGAAGUAUCGGAGAGUGCGAAGCACAAGCCGGUUGACGUCACGAAAAUAGUCGCAGAGACAAUCCAGGGCGCGAUAAAUACUCAGCUAGUCCAGCCGAAAGACGAGAUUGUCUCUAUUUACCACAGAAGGUAUUUUGUUAUCAAUCUUGCUUACCGUCUCUGUCAAUGCCACCGGUUAUAAUAUACGACCAUAUUUUUAUUUAUACCUGGCAUGUGUACUCGUGCUCGACAUACCAGGUUUUUUUGAAGGCAACGUUCUAGAAAGCGAGCGUUUUUUCUCUGACGAGACAACAUCAGUCUCCUGACUCCUGCUAGUACUACCUGUUAUCAAUAACCGACGACUUCAAUUAAAACAUCAGGCUCGCAAAAGGCUACCCCACACCGCACGUCGAUCGAGAUGAGUGUAUUGCGAAGCUGCUGCCUGAAUUGAAGGAAAAAUCGAUAUGGAGUCGUGGCCGCUUUGGUGCAUGGAAGUACGAGCUGGGAAAUCAGGACCACACCUGCAUGCAGGGAGUCGAAGCCGUGGACAACAUGCUCUUCGGAGUAAAGGAAUUCACCCUCGAAUAUCCAGACAAGGCUAACGCGAAAAAGAACACAGAACUCGAGUACAGUAACACCCCCAUAGAGGUUGUCAAGAAAAAGAGCGGAUCUUUUUCGCCUACAAGACGGUCCGCAGCAUAGCACCUACUUCGGAGAAGCAGUAUAGUUGUGCUUCAAGAGCUUAGUCAUUGCCGUUCAUUAAAGCGACAUGAAGAAGCCUCGCAAUUUUUUGCACCUCUCGCAUGAUUGAGACGAGGAUCUACUUGUAUCUUUUGGGAAAUGAAACGGUGAGACACCAUCUCGCAUGAAGUCGAGAUGUUGCAUUAAUUUGCACGACGAAGCAUUGACCUCAAUCUCUAGCUACAGAGGUCCUGGCACAGGUUCGCUUACGCAGUAACUCGGAACGUGUCGUAUGAGGAACGCGUAUUGCUUGUGUUGUUGUGUGUAUGCUCGAUCGAUGAUCUUGUCGGAUCAUGACAGAGGCACACGCAUGACAGAUCGAUCUCCUGUAGGAAGCGGGUGAUCUGGCGUAUCGUUCGCGUUCAGGCGUUUCCUUGAGUUCUGCAGGUUUGAUUGGACCGUCCAAGAUAAUUUUUUUGCAUGCUUACGAAAUUUUCAGGAAACAAAAGAUGGAUCAAACUAUAAUUUUAAUAAUGCACUAGAUCAUCAAAUUCAACCUUCUUGAAUUUGAUGAUCUAGUGCAUCCACACUGCAGG